Molecule: messenger RNA, 1721 nt
Organism: Geodia barretti
Lineage: Eukaryota; Metazoa; Porifera; Demospongiae; Tetractinellida; Geodiidae
Source: the annotation of a GenBank genome assembly
CGAUCACUCUCUCCUCCCGACAUCAGUCGCUACCAACCCCCCCAGCGAUCACUCUCUCCUCCCGACAUCAGUUGCUAGCAAUUCUCUCCCUCCCAGCACUCUCUCUCCACCCACUGCGUCCCAAACACCUUACACUCCAGCAUGGAGUAGACAGACUCAUCCUGUCACUGUCACCCCAUUCACCAGUGCAGUAGGUCCUACGUUUGAUGUCCCAGAGUCUCCCUCCUCUGUGUUUCUUCAUUUCUGGCCUGACAACUUUCUGCAAGAGAUCUGUGCAGAAACAAACCUCUACGCACAACAGGUAAUGGGGCCAGCGAAGUACGCAGAUUGGGUGGAGGUGAGUGUGCCAGAGUUGAAAGCCUAUUUGGGGUUUUCCAUACUCAUGGGGAUUGUGAAGCUCCCAGCUCUGGAGGACUACUGGAAGGUUGACCCCUUUCUACACUUCCCCCCCAUCGCCAGUCGCAUUUCAAGACAGCGUUUCAGGGACAUCUCCCGCUACCUCCACUUUGUGGACAACACCCAGCUAGUGUCUCGUGGUCAGCCUGGCUAUGACAAACUGGGGAAGGUGCGACCGGUCAUUGACCACUGCAGUAGUGUGUUCAGGGAUAGUUACAACCCACACUGUGAAUGCGCGGCUGAUGAGGCAAUGAUCAAAUGCCAGAGCAGGACAUCCCUCAAACAGUACUACCACAGAAACCGGUAAAGAGAGGGAUAAAAGUGUGGGUCAGGGCUGACAGCCACAAUGGCUACUUCAGCCAGUUUGAGGUGUACCAGGGGAAGGGGAGCAACACGACACCUGAGCUUGGUCUUGGGGGGUCUGUGGUGAAGACCUUGACACGGCCUCUUGUGGGAAAACAGCACCAUAUCUUUAUGGACAACUUUUUCACGAGCCCAGCACUGUUCAUGGACCUGCUUCAGGAUGGCAUCUACGCCUGUGGAACAGUCAGAUCGAACAGGAGAGGUUUUCCACAAGAUCUGAAGGGGAAACGAAUCUUGAAGAACAGGGGGGAUUUCACAGUUCGACAAUCUGGUCAGUUGACGGCAACAGUCUGGUUGGACAACAAGCAGGUGCAAGUGAUGGCGACCAAUGUCCAGCCAGAUGAGAGAGGGACUGUCAGACGCAGGCACACUGACACCACUGUGCGUGAGGUCCAGGCACCGACAGCAAUAAUUAGCUACAACAAGUGGAUGGGAGGAGUGGACAGGGGUGAUCAGCUACGGCAAUAUUACCACCUACGUCUAAAGAGCCGGAAAGUGUACAAGUACAUUUUCUGGUUUCUUGUAGACGCCUCCAUCGCCAACGCGUUCAUCCUCCACCAGUACAACACCUCCACAUCCACCAGACCGUCACCGUUCAAAGCCUUUCGUCUCGAGUUGGCGAAAGGCUUGAUAGGGAAUUACAACAGCAGGAAGCGUGCAGCACCAACAGCAGCUCCAGUUGUCCCCUGACCCCGACGACCAACAUCACUAGCCCACUUCCCAUUGCGGCGACCAACAGGCAGCAAGAAGGGCAUUGCUCGUUGUUGGCACUGCUCCCACACACGUCGGCCGCCACUGAGGAGAGAGACAAUGUGGUACUGUGGAGAGUGCGACUUGUACCUCUGCCACACAGGAGUCAGAGAGACUGACUGCUUCAUGGCACACCAUGAAGCACUACUGCACAGACCCACACACUAGUGUGCUAAACUGCACAUAUCGCUAAAAGUACACGUAAAGUGGCA